ACCCCUAGCAUGCACCACAGGGCAUGCUGAAACUUGCAGUUUCCACCUUUUGAGGAUGACAAGGGCAGCAGAAGCGCAGGACCUCCUGUAGGAGCUCUUAUUAGCAGGGCAGGCAGGUAAUUGGGGCGUGUGGCUGCGGUGACAGGGGCAUUGGCCAGCUCGGACUGGCGCUGGAGGGGAACAGCGCUCCUUGAUGGGAUCAGAUUAGCACAGAUUAUGCAGAUGACUUUAAAAAAGCGCUAAGUGCCUAUUGUCGGACUGGCUUUGGUGGACGGAGUGCAGGGCAGAGGAAGCGGCUACUUCAGGGACUUCGGAACAGGGACCCCUGAAACACAAAAAAUGCCGGUCAUCAAUAUAGACGACCUGACCGAGAAAGAUAAAGCAAAGAUGGAAGUGGAGCAGCUCAAGAAGGAGGUGAAGCUGGAGAGGCAGCUGGUCUCCAAAAUGUGUGAAGAGAUCAAGACCUACAUUGAGGGCAACUCCGGAGAGGACCCCCUCGUAAAGGGCAUUCCAGAAGACAAGAACCCAUUCAAGGAGAAAGGAGGAUGCGUCAUUGCCUAACGUACCCCUCCCAUAGGACUGUUUCCUUCAGUCACGCAAUGGUGUAGAUAACUCUUUGGCUAUUCUGGCUCAUUUAUAUAACCCGAUGCUGUACCGCGUGGAAGUUCACGGGGGUCCUGAGGGUUUGCACUCCGCUCACCCAUACUCUGAGGCCCAGCGAUUGGCCUGGGCACUGAACUCAGAACAGAGAAUUUAACUAAUUUUACCUCCACCUUAGGUUUAACGUGUUGCUUUAUGGGUUGUACUAGUUUGUUUUAAUAAAAUAUGUGUCUGUAAAUGGAA
Messenger RNA from Nanorana parkeri, 843 nucleotides. It is a transcript of the gene GNGT1, whose product is annotated as G protein subunit gamma transducin 1. Gene Ontology annotation, cellular component: heterotrimeric G-protein complex. NCBI's taxonomy places the organism in Eukaryota, Metazoa, Chordata, Amphibia, Anura, Dicroglossidae. Bases 340 to 561 code for a protein of 73 amino acids. The transcript is spliced from 3 exons. The record is from RefSeq and is a predicted model, not a curated record. Gene Ontology annotation, molecular function: G-protein beta-subunit binding. Gene Ontology annotation, biological process: G protein-coupled receptor signaling pathway.